Brachypodium distachyon (stiff brome) is the source of this 2309-nucleotide messenger RNA. RefSeq names its product cyanidin 3-O-rutinoside 5-O-glucosyltransferase. Bases 191 to 1648 code for a protein of 485 amino acids. The transcript has a single exon. The record is from RefSeq and is a predicted model, not a curated record. Gene Ontology annotation, molecular function: UDP-glycosyltransferase activity. NCBI's taxonomy places the organism in Eukaryota, Viridiplantae, Streptophyta, Magnoliopsida, Poales, Poaceae.
GUUUAUCCUAAAACUCCUGACGUGACAGCCAAACAAACACCUCGCGCGUCACAUGCCCAACAGCCCAAGCCUGAUCACUCCAUAUAUUCAUUAACUUUCACUUGUUGCGAUUCAUGCUUCGAGCUAGUUCGACCAGGUAGCCAGCAAGAGUUCAAGUCCUAGAAAAGGCAGAAGAACCUAUCAUCCAUCCAUGGCGCCUCAGCACUUCCUGGUGGUGGCGUUCCCCGGGCAAGGCCACAUCAACCCGACCCGCGCCCUGGCCGAGCGCCUCGCGCGAGCCUUCCCCGGCGCGCGGGUCACGCUCUCGGCCGCCGUGUCGGCCCACCGGCGCAUGUUCCCGUCUCUGGCGUCCCCCGACGAGGAGAUCAUCAUCCCCGACGGCGCCAGCGGCAUCUCCUACGUCCCUCACUCCGACGGCUACGACGACGGCUUCAACCUCUUCGCCGCGACCGGGGACGAAGCGUGGGCGCACGUGGAGACCGCCGCGCGCGUGGGCCGGGCCACCCUGUCGGCGGCGCUGGACCGGCUGGCGGCCCGCGGCCGGCCAGUGACCUGCGUCGUCUACGCCAUGCUCAUGUGGUGGGCCGCCGACGUUGCCCGCGAGCGCGGCCUGCCCCGCGCGCUCUACUGGAUCCAGCCGGCCACCAUGCUCGCCGUGUACUACCACUACUUCCACGGCUACGAGGGGCUCAUCACGGCGCACGCCGGCGAGCCCGGGUUCACCGUCGCCAUGCCGGGCCUCCCGCCCAUGGCCAUCCGCGAGCUCCCCAGCUUCUUCACCAAGCUCGCCGACAGGACCCUCGCCGCGGCGUUCGACGACAUCCGGAAGACGUUCCAGCAGCUGGAUCUCGACACGAGCACCGGAGAGAAACCCAUGGUGCUCGUGAACACCGUGGAGGCAUUGGAGGCCGGCGUGCUCGCGUCCCUCCCUGGGCUCGACCUGUUCCCCGUCGGCCCGGCCGUCGUGUCUCUCUUCGCCGACACGAGGAGGAGUCCUGGCACCGACACCGUGCGAGAUCUGUACGAGCACGACGACGAGAAGCGCUACAUGGAGUGGCUGGACACGAAGCCGGCCCGGUCCGUGGUGUACGUGUCGUUCGGGAGCAUGUCGGCGGUGAGCAAGCGGCAGAAGCAGGAGAUCAAGCGGGGCCUCGCGGCCGCCGGCCGGCCGUACCUGUGGGUGAUCCGCAAGAACAACAGGGACGCCGACGAGGACGGCGAUUCCGUCGAACAGGACGCGGGCAUGGUCGUGGAGUGGUGCGACCAGGUGCGGGUGCUGGAGCACGGCGCCGUGGGGUGCUUCGUGACGCACUGCGGGUGGAACUCGACGCUGGAGAGCGUGGCGUGCGGCGCGCCGGCGGUGGCCGUGCCGCAGUGGUCGGACCAGGACACCAACGCGCGCCUCGUGGCCGAGGAGUGGGGCACGGGCGUGCGCGCCGCCAUCGACGCCGACAGGGUCGUGGACGCCGGGGAGCUCGCCAGGUGCCUGGAGGUGGUCAUGGGGGACACGGGCGCCGCCAUACGUGGCAGCUCGGCGGCGUGGAAGGCCAAGGUGCAGGAGGCUGUCGCGGACGGCGGCUCGUCGGACCUUCAUCUGAGGACUUUCCUCGGUUGCCUGGACCGGUUUAUUAGUACGAAAGAGACUUAGAAUUUCAUAUGCUACUAGUACUUGGAUAGUGCGGGAAGCCUACCAUUGGAGGCGUGAUCAUGUUGUGUACUCCUUGUCAGUGGUUCAAAGCGUUCAUCGCCAUCGGCAUAUGUGGCGCAAUUUAUUGUCAAGAAUUCGGUCAUCAGGGGCAGGAACUGGACCGCGAGGAGGAGCUCCAUGAUUAAAUCCAUGAUGGUAGCUUCUGUUCCGCGAUCAGGUGCAGUAGAAAUCGGCAGCCCGACUGAUUGGCUGCAAUUCAAUGCCGACCGCCCGCGCAUGUCCAGUUUAAUUGACCUUGUCGGGAAACACUAUCAAAGGGUGGUGGCGGAGAACCUACUCGAAUGUUUCGGUGAAGAAGAAACGCCCUGGCAUGGCAUAUGUGCAUGGAACGUCUAUAAACAGACGACCGACCCGACUGCAGUGGCGGCCAUGACCAGAGAUGAUUGAUUGGUUUCGGCCUACUCCUUGGGUCCAGGCCUGAGGAGGCCAGACACUGUAACUGUAAUUAGACACCUGCAACACGUGCAGAGCCCACCUUGGGGUCGCGAUCUGGGUUUGGUAAAAUCCGACAAGAAGAACCCAGCCGCACCCUAAUCUUUUACAAUAUCCAAAGGUUCCAUUGGUACAAUAAUGAGAAGUGAAACCAUGGAUCAACAUCUCA